Molecule: messenger RNA, 216 nt
Organism: Macrosiphum euphorbiae (potato aphid)
Lineage: Eukaryota; Metazoa; Arthropoda; Insecta; Hemiptera; Aphididae
Source: the annotation of a GenBank genome assembly
AUGACCACUGGUUCCUCGAAUCGGAAUACCGCCACUACCACAAUCCUGGACUUGCCGACAGAAUUGAUUGAGUAUAUUUGCUGCUGUGACUCGUGGAAAUUGAUUGAUGCCUUGAACCUCGCUGUUUCGCAUUCCAAACGCAAAAACUGUUUGUUCCACGAACAAAACUCUCACCGAAUCCAAAUUCAUACAAAAAUACGGUUUGUUGGACAAUGA